UCUUUCUCUCUCUAACCUUUUCGAAAAAGGCAGAAACAACCGACCUAAAAAUAAACUGCGAAAUCUUACUUUUUUUUAGUUUAAAUUGUCAACUAUUUAUAUAAAUUUCUGCAGAUAAUCCAAAGUACCCUUCCAAUCCAGUAUAAUUUAUCCAACAAUCUAAUUCCUUUAUUUGAUUUUCUAAUUUCUUCUUCGUUUUUCCUUAUAUUCAUGAUCUAGUUUAGUUUCGGAACAAUGACGAGGGUAAGUCGGGUUUUUGGUGAUACUAUGCAAAAGGAAGCAGUUCCAGCAGUUUCAGCUGAUGUAGUAUUUGCCACGACCUCAAGUCGUUUUCCUAGUUACAAAAUCGGGUCCAAUCUUCAGAUUGCAGAUGCCAAAGAAGAUCGCAAAGCUUUGUCUAUGAAGGAGGUUGUUGCACGUGAGACCGCGUUGUUAUUGGAGCAGCAGCAACGGCUCUCUGUUCGUGAUCUUGCUAGUAAAUUCGAGAAGGGGUUAGCUGCUGCUGCUAAGUUGUCUGAAGAGGCUAAAGUAAGAGAGGCAGCUUCACUGGAGAAACAUGUCCUUUUGAAGAAGCUUCGAGAUGCCUUGGAAUCUUUAAAAGGACGUGUGGCUGGAAGAAACAAGGAUGAUGUAGAAGAAGCUAUUGCCAUGGUGGAAGCUCUGGCAGUUCAACUGACUCAAAGAGAAGGAGAAUUAAUUCAAGAAAAGGCAGAAGUGAAGAAACUAGCAAAUUUCCUUAAGCAGGCUUCUCAAGAUGCUAAGAAACUUGUUGAUGAGGAAAGAGCUUUUGCUCGUGCUGAAAUUGAGAGCGCAAGAGCAGCAGUUCAGAGGUUGGAAGAAGCCCUUCAGGAGCAUGAAAAAAUGUCUAGAGCUUCAGGCAAACAGGAUCUGGAAGAAUUAAUGAAGGAAGUUCAAGAGGCCAGACGGAUCAUAAUGCUGCACCAACCAAGCAAGGUUAUGGAUAUGGAACAUGAGCUUCGUGCAUUAAGAAUUCAACUUGCAGAGAAGUCGAAGCGUUCCCUACUACUUCAGAAAGAGCUAGCAAGAAGCAAGGGAGUUGAAGAUUAUUUAUCCCAUUUGUAUGAAUUAGAUGGUGCUGAAACCUUAGGUGCAUAUUUGCGGAUUAAACCUUGCUCUGAUGUUGCUCCGGAAAUUUCGAAAUGUUCAAUUCAGUGGUAUCGUAUUUCAUCUGAAAGUGGCAAAAGGGAGGUAAUAUCAGGUGCUAGCAAAUCAGUUUAUGCUCCAGAGCCUUUUGACGUUGGUCGAAGCCUGCAGGCUGAGAUUAUUUAUGAUGGCCAGCUAAUCAAGUUGGCAACUACUGGUGCUAUUGAUCCAGCUGCUGGUUUGGGAAGCUAUGUGGAGGCACUUGUGCGGAAACAUGAUGUUGAAUUCAAUGUCAUUGUUACCCAAAUGAAUGGUGUAGAUCAUCCAUCAGAAUCUCUUCAUGUACUACAUGUAGGAAAGAUGAGGAUGAAGCUACGUAAAGUAAAUACAACAAUUGCUAAAGAAUAUUAUUCCAGCUCAAUGCAGCUCUGCGGAGUUCGAGGGGGUGGAAAUGCAGCUGCCCAGGCAUUGUUUUGGCAAGCAAAGAAAGGGCUCUCGGUUGUAUUAGCAUUUGAGUCGGAGAGAGAUAGAAAUGCAGCCAUUAUGCUUGCCAGAAGAUUUGCAUUUGAUUGCAAUAUCAUGCUUGCUGGCCCUGAUGACAGAACUUCGAUAAGAACCUAAUACAACUACCAAGGAUUCUGGUUCCGCUAAUUGUAGCUUUGUAAGUAUGUUGAGGAUUAUCGAUUAUCAUGUACCAUAAGUUUGUACCAGUAGCACAUGGCAGGCAUUGUUUUGAUUCUGAUUCUGAUUCUGUAUUGGGUUUUCACCUUUUUCCCCCCUUAAGGUUGCCGAGGCAUUUUCCUCGCUGGUUUGCCUUUUGUGUUAAAGAAACA
Messenger RNA from Hibiscus syriacus, 1937 nucleotides. RefSeq names its product stomatal closure-related actin-binding protein 1-like. Lineage: Eukaryota; Viridiplantae; Streptophyta; Magnoliopsida; Malvales; Malvaceae. The coding region runs from base 235 to 1725 and encodes 496 amino acids. The transcript has 13 exons. Gene Ontology annotation, biological process: actin filament organization; regulation of stomatal movement. Gene Ontology annotation, molecular function: actin binding. The record is from RefSeq and is a predicted model, not a curated record.